Messenger RNA from Drosophila miranda, 3790 nucleotides. RefSeq names its product cell wall integrity and stress response component 3. NCBI's taxonomy places the organism in Eukaryota, Metazoa, Arthropoda, Insecta, Diptera, Drosophilidae. The transcript is spliced from 3 exons. The record is from RefSeq and is a predicted model, not a curated record. Bases 550 to 1701 code for a protein of 383 amino acids.
CAAAAAACGGUAAAUCAAUAAAAACAUAAAAUUUAGUGCGCAAGGAGAAUGCAGCAGCAGCAGCAGGAACAGGAACCAGACCGAGGCGCAACAACAAUAGUCCCACGCGUAGGCAGAGAGCAGCAGAAUCAAAAGCUGCACCAGGAACAAUAUAAUCAGCAGAGAAAUAACGAAAGGAAAGAAGGGGAAUUGACGAAGAAUUAGCUGUUUCCUGGUCGCCUGUCGACAGCAGAAGCAUCAGUAGCGGGGAGUGUAGAAAGAGCAGGAAGAGGAACAACAAAAACGGAACACACAACAGCACACAGACGCAUACACACACACACACACACACACACACUAGAGAAUACCAGGAGCAAAAGAAGAAGGAGCAGCAGCUGAAGCAGAGGGAUUUCUGAAAGAUUCACCGUUAGCUAGUGAACGCAACAGCAACAGCAACAGAGAAACACAGCCAACGUAAUUUUUGUAGUUUAGAGCAGAGGCAGCGACUGAACAGAAGAACCGACGGAGUAGAGAGAAAUAGAGAGAGUGCAAUCAGAGAGAGAGAUCACGAUGUAUAAAACAAUACGUCACGGCGAGAACAGCCUGCAAUACACGAUUCUACCGCAAAACGAUGACUUCCGCAUCGAUGGUAAACUGUCGGCUGCCUCCUCGUCCUCCUCGUCGUCAUCCACCGCCACGUCCAAGCGCAGCUCGGCGGCGGGACAGCGACGACGGCGCUCUUUCUUCGCCUACCUGGGCCUGAUCUUCGUCUGCACCGUGAUCAUUGGCGCUGUCCUCAUCCCCUUCCUGGUCUCCGCCGAGUGUCUGCCCAAUCCCACGGAAUGGUUUCUCAAGACCAAGGCGGCCCUCACCCAUAGCCGGCCACCCACUGGAGCUGGAGUUGGAGCUGGAUCUGGAAAGGCUUUGCCGGGGACACCGCCCACCGGGUCGCCGAUGCUACAGCUAGGUCAGAGCGUGGGAAAAACAGUUAAGAUUGUGAACCGGAAUGGAAUCGAACAGUUUGUACUGAAGGUGAACAAAACGGUCCUGGCGUCCACCACAGGAACAGAGGAGCGGCAGCAGCCGCUGACCCCCGGCAGCAGUACAACCACAACAACAAGCACCACUACAACUACCACUACCAUGGCGCCACAGACCAGCAGCAGAACCAGUACUACAACUGCACCCACAACCACAACCAGAGAGCAGCCACCGCCGCCUCAGCUGCUCGUUCCAGUCAGCACUUCCGAAUAUGCUGCCGUGGUCCCACCGCAAGGCCAGCAGCGCCAUCUGCCGGCCACCAUGAUCACCACACGAAUCAUACAGGUGCCGCUGCUAAAGUCGGCCGCCAAGAAGCCAAUCAUGCCCCCGGUCCUGGCCAAGACGCAGGGCCCUGCAGAGCAGCACCAGCAGGCCGCAAAAAUGGAGAAGGGCCAGAACAAGAGUAACAGCGACUGGAUAAAGACGCACUGGGCCUACAUAGAUCCCUCGACCUACUUCCAGUGGACCGGCUACAAGGACGAGGAUAGCGUGCUGCUGCCUGCCCUACUGGGAUUCGCACUCAUUGGCAUGAUUUUGAUCAUCACGGUCUGCCUGGUGGCACGCAACAAGCGCACCAUCGUAUCCUCGGUGCGCAAGCGGAAUCGUAAUGACAUUGAGGAGCAGGGAGCCGAAGAUAAUGCCACGCUGCUUACCACCACGAAUCUGUCGGAUGACGACUAAGGGAACUCCCGUGUCACAAGGAUCUCCGAGUAUCUCUUCUUUUUCGCCUGCUUAUCUAACGAUCCUUCGUUUGGUCCUUCUAUAUGGACGCAAACGCGUGCAUAGAAUGGGACACGUGCUUCGGAAGCAUUCGGAACCUUUCAAUAGCCCUUUCGCGAACGCCCAAAGGCCCCUUAUACCCAUCCCCAAGCAACUUUCACUGUUAUGUUUCUCUCCCGGAAGAAACCCCGAAAAAAAAACCAAAAACAAAAAAAAGACAAAGCUGAAGCUGAAGAUGAAGACUGUUUCUUGAAAGCUUGAACACACAAAAAUGAGCUAAAAGGUUAAUUUUCCCACAAAAAUGUCUUGAAAACUCGUUUUGAAACUCUUUCCAAAAAUGUUGCUUAGGUUGUGCCUAUGUCUUUCCGUGUGUGUGAGAGAGUGUGUACGUGUAAGUAUGUAUAGAUAUGCGUGUGUGUGAGAGAGAGAGCUUAUUUCCAUAAUCUAUAAAGAUAUAUACAUAUAUGUAUUUAUAUACUAUACGCACGGAGGAUGCUCGAUGAUGAUUAGAAUUCGAUGCUCUGAAAAAUUGUGGCUCAAAUAUUCCCAUUAUCAAAAGAGCUCUUUCAAGUGAAAUGGUGCAGUGCAGUUCGCUACUGUACGGACAGGUAUAUAUAGCAGUAUUAGGUGUGGAGCUAUCCAUAUACACCUUCAAUUCUGAAUCAAUUCGAUAACAUAGAUUUAGAGUUUAAGAUCUGUCUAUUUGAUAACAUGUAUUGGUAUGUUCUCGAAUAACUUCAAAAUUGAUAGUGUAUAAAAGAACUAAAUUCAAGUGGAAGAUACUCAAUAAUGUGUAUACUCGCCGUAUUUAAUGAUCGCAAAAACUCUCCCAAUUCCACAUGUCAUACAGUUCUGAGACGCACCGCACACCGUAGUUAAUUGAUGGAAAAAACUAUACAAAAUAACGUGAUGUCCCCAGGCAUCUCAAAAUGCUAACGUCGUCUCCCCCUUAACUUAUAAUUCGUGUGUACUCUUGAAACCAAAGAAUUCAAAUCAAAUGAAAACGUCCAGAAAUGAGAAAUACUUUUUUUUGUCGGUCUAGUUAAAAGGUGCUUCUAGUUAUCGGGCCUGGACUGUACUUAAAUUAUAGCACAAAUAUUGUACUACGAGCAGACGAAAAGCUUCUAAAUGCAUUUACCAUUAUCCGAAAGCAGUGACCGAUCCUCUAGAGCGGAGGAUUAGAUCCAGCCUGCAAUCGAAUCUCCAAAGGAUUCAUGUUUUGGAGCACCGCUUAAAGCCGAGCACCCAAAAAAAAAGACACAGUUGCUAAAUAAAAUGCAAAGGAAGCGGAAGCAGAGGCGAUCCAAGUAUUAGUAGAUGGGAGAGAUCGGAUCGGGAGAGUAUAACCAUGUAUGUAUAUGUAUGUGUGUAUGCAACACGCCGUAUAACUCUAUAUGUGGCUCUAUAUAUGUAUGUAUAACUGUGUACAACUGUGAAGCAUUGACAAGUAUUUGAGAUGAUCUGUAUUUUUGUAAGCGUAAUAUUUAGAGCAAGAACAAAUCCAAUAACAAAAUGAGAAAAUCCAAAGAAGCAACUAUUUAGCAUAAGAUUUUUCGGGGGCGGCACUCGCGCUGAAGAACACAAAAUAUUGAUUUGCUCAACAUAUUUACAUAUAUAUACAGACACACACCCCCACACACCUCUAUACAAAUUAUAUAUAUACCAUAUAUAUGUAUAUACAAUAUAUAUGUAUGUAUUAUGUAACGCAAAAGUAUAAGGCUUGCAUUUACAUAAGACGACGAUAUAGAAGAAGCAGGAUAUAUCCUCCAUAUGUAUAUGUUAUCACUAAUUUGCGAAGCUAAACAGUUAAGUCCAUAUACUAUAUACAAAAGGCAGCAAUCCAAUCCAGAUCCAACCAGAAUACGCAUACAUACAGCACACAAAUGUUGCCAUGGCCCAAAAGCGUGACAUUAGAUAUACUCGUAUAUACGAUUAUGAACCUAUAUAUAUAUGUAUGUACAUGUAUGUAUAUGUAUACACAAAACACACACUAUAUUGAAUGUUUUUGCUUGUUAAAGUGAAUAAUAAAAAAGAAAACUAAUUACAUGAA